Messenger RNA from Penaeus indicus, 2775 nucleotides. RefSeq names its product Bardet-Biedl syndrome 4 protein-like (gene BBS4). Gene Ontology annotation, molecular function: protein binding. The transcript has 13 exons. Gene Ontology annotation, cellular component: ciliary basal body. Bases 331 to 2049 code for a protein of 572 amino acids. The record is from RefSeq and is a predicted model, not a curated record. Gene Ontology annotation, biological process: protein localization to cilium; cilium assembly. NCBI's taxonomy places the organism in Eukaryota, Metazoa, Arthropoda, Malacostraca, Decapoda, Penaeidae.
UAAGUUCAUGGUGGAACCAGUAUUGUGUGGGUUGCUGCUCAUGAUUUUGAUAUUUUGUGCAGCUAGACCAGCUUCCAUGCAGUCAUCUUUGCAGUAUUACACCCCGUGCCUCUAGAAUAGACUCCAAGUAUUUGCAGAAUUAACCCAGAGAAAAGUGCCAAGAAAGUGCCUUGAACCAGAUUGAAUUAGUUACCGGAUUUCUGCACAGUUUGUAGGAAUUGAAAUGUCAUGUAAAUAAGAGACUUUGGACAUAACUGCUGUUUGUGAUGAUGUCCGGCCAAAGGGAGUAAAGAUCUUUUUUGACAGUUUGUGAACAGUUACAGCUAGAGGAUGAAUAACAAUGCCUUAGGGGGUUCCAUGGUCAUUCUCCUGCCAGAAAGACUUGACCCGAACCGAAAGGUUGAGACCCCAAGUCACGGAGUGAUGAACCCGUCCUCGGAGACGCCGGAAUCGCAUGUUAACGGAAUGACUACUCCGACGGCCCCCCCAGGAUCUGCCCUCAAGGCCAAGAGUCGGCCGAGGAAGGCUCCGGAACUUCAGACGGUAGAGAGGCGGAAUUGGCUGAUCCACAUGCAUUUUGUCCGUAAGGAAUUUGAGUUAUGCAAGCAACUGAUAAGGGAGCAGCUGGACGAGACAAGGGGAAUGUGUGAAUAUGCAAAUUAUGUUCAGGGACUCAUCCUGCGACAAGAGGGCAAGAUUCAAGAGUCCUUCGAAUUGUUCCAGUUGUGCAACAUCCUGAAUCCUAACAGCGUUGAGAACAUCAAGCAAAUGGCUCGUUCGCUGUUCCUGUUAGGAAGGCACAAGCUGGCAGUAGAAGCAUAUUUACAAGCAGAGGCAAAGUGUGACAAGCCAGACUGGGAGAUACAUCACAAUCUGGGUGUAUGCUACAUGCACCUGAAGGAAUAUGACUUUUCAAGGGAGCAGCUCCUCUUUGCUCUUGAGCAGAACAAACAUCACCAAACCUUUGCAAUGCUGGCAAAACUCUACCUCUUGGAAGGUGAUAUGCAAUCUGGCAUCAAUACCUACAAGGCUGCUAUUGAGUACUUCCCCGAGAAUGCAGACCUACACACCACUCUUGGUCUGCUGUACAUGCAGACGGGGAAGCACCAACAAGCCUUUGAGCAUCUGGGCACAACCCUGACCUUCGAGCCCCAGAACACACGGGCUAUUCUUGCUGCCGGGGCAAUGAUGCAAAGUCACCAAGAUUUCGAUGUGGCUUUGGCGAAGUAUCGCAUUGCUGCCCAGAAAAUACCCGAGUCACCUCUAUUGUGGAACAAUAUAGCUAUGUGCUUCUUUGGCAAGAAAAAAUAUGUUGCUGCCAUAAGCUGCUUGAAAAGAGCCAAUUACCUGGCACCAUUCGAGUGGAAGAUCCUGUACAACCUAGGCCUGGUUCACCUCACUAUGCAGCAGUACACAUCAGCCUUCCACUUCCUGUCUGCUGCUGUCAACUUACGGCCCACGAAAGGACAUAUUUUUAUGCUCCUUGCUAUUGCUCUUACCUAUUUAGAUGACGAGGAAAAUGCCGGCCAGGCUUAUGACCAAGCACUAAGAUUAGAGAUCCGUGAUCCGAGCAUCUGCCUCAACUACGCUAUCUUUCUGUAUAACCAAGAUGCCACGGAGGAUGCAAAGAGAAUGAUAAAUGAAUUUGAAGCAAGAGUUGUCAAAUUCAGGCAGUCCACUGGUGCAGAUCUUGAUACAGAGAUUCUAGAGAAUGGGGCAAAGUUAGCAGCACUUUUGGGCAUAGAUGGCACCGUUUUCCGCAAGAGAACCAGCAGAACAAGACUCGAGGCUCCAGAUGAGUCAAUACCUCCAGAGAAAGUUGGUGCUUCGAACGUGAAUCAGGAUGUUGAUCACGGCUCAGCCACUCCAGCCCAAGCUCCAGAGAAUCCCCAAGAAGAAGGGGAAAAGUCCUUGCUGGUGCCUCCCUCUGAGAAUCCCGAGGCAGACGAGGAACCCCCGUCCUCGUGGAAUGAGCCGUCAGCUGAGGAUGAGGAGGAAGGGAAGGAGGAAGACGAUGAUUUUGGGAAGGAAGAGGAGGAUUUGGUUUGAGGAAAUGCCACAGGGAAGGUAGUCUGGGGGGGUUAUGGAUAGCUUCUUCGACUUGUUGACUUGUUGCGUCCUCUGUAAUUUAUGUAUUUUUUGUUAAAUAUAAUAUUCUAAUUGUUUUGAUUAUAUGCAGUUGGUAUUUUACUUAGUUCUUUCUUUCUUUUGCUUCUUAUAUCACAAAGUUGAUAAGAAUGUCAACAAAUAAAUAUUGUAGUUGUGCAAAAUGAUAAUAUUAUUUAUGAAGCUUUAUGUAAUUGUGCGUAAAAGGAGUGUGAUUCUGUGAACUGUGCAUAUCUGGUCAUUGUAUUCUCUCCAUAUUUUGUGGCACUGAAUGAGUGUGGCAGACGAAAGUAGAUUUCAUUUCAUGCCGAUAAUUUGGUAAUUUUUAGCUUUUCAUGAAGUCUAGGACAAGGGCUUGGUAAAAGUCCUUCACCUCUCAAUCUGUUUUAUCAACCAACAUUUGAAAGUGCACUGUAUACAUGUUUUUUAUAUUUUAUUUCAUAAAUGACAACUGAGAGUGAUCAUUGGCAUUUGUAAAGUGUUUAUUUGAAUGAUGUGUAGAGUAUGGGAGAUUAUACGCACAGUGUGAACAUAUUUGUUUGUAGGAUUUAUAUAGCAAUAAAUGCCUUGUACACUUAUUACUAAUGAUAUGUAUUGCGAAUGUGAUCAUUAGAAAUAGAUUCCGUCCACUAUGUACAAAUAGUGAUUAUGAAGAAGAAAUAUUUUUGU